GAAGACGACAGUGACAAAGUACGAGCGUGCGUACAAGAAGCCGAUUCCGAAAAAGUACCUGAACCACUCGCCUGAGGAGCUGAUGGAGAACGCGCGCAGCAUCCAGAUGCUGCCGAUCGCCCCCGGCGACACCAUAGGCUCAUUGGGUCGCCAUGACUCGCAGCGCGUCCUGUUCCGGCCGUCCAACCACAUGGCAGGCCCCUCCUUCCAGCAGGAGCACAAGCUGCAGCAGCUGAAGCGCAUGGGCGUGGACGGCGACGACAUCGAGGACCUGGCCGACGGAUGCGACCGGUUCAGUGCUGCGCUGAUCGACGCGGCGCACAGCCAUCAAGCGCCGGAAAAGAGGGGCAUUUUAAAAAAGCAGACGGCGGAGGGAUGGGGCGGGGCGCUCGAGGCCGAUGACGUUUUGCGCGCGGCCGAGCACAACAUGCAAAGCCUCAUCGGCUCCAGUGGCGACGUGGAACGCACCCUGAAAACGCUCAACGGCUACCAUGACGAUAUCAUGGAGGCGCUGCGCAAGGCGGCGGUGCAGCGCGGCAUUGCCACGCCCUCCGGCAGCACGACGGCGCUGAGCGAGGAGCUGCUGCGCAGAAGCAUCAAGCAGUGCCAGGAGAGCUACGACUAUGACGGCCGCAGGAGUGGGAGGGGAAGCAAGGAGAACAUCUUGCAGCGAGAGCUCCCACCAAUCGCAUCGCGACUCGCGGUUCGUCUAUGGGCGGUACCGGCAGCCCCCCACCCGCAUUCUUCAUCCAGUGCCGUACCGACAGCCGGAGGAGGAGGGCAUUUAUGAGUCGGCCGACCAUGAGAGGGGCUCGGCCGGCUGCCAGGACACGCCCGAUAGCGAAAG
Dendroctonus ponderosae (mountain pine beetle) is the source of this 847-nucleotide messenger RNA. RefSeq lists its product as uncharacterized. Lineage: Eukaryota; Metazoa; Arthropoda; Insecta; Coleoptera; Curculionidae. The record is from RefSeq and is a predicted model, not a curated record.